Molecule: messenger RNA, 2696 nt
Organism: Microcebus murinus (gray mouse lemur)
Lineage: Eukaryota; Metazoa; Chordata; Mammalia; Primates; Cheirogaleidae
Source: RefSeq, a predicted model, not a curated record
CCGGGCGGGGGCGCCGGCAGCACCCAGCACGUCACCUAGGCCGCCCCCGUCGGCCCUCCCCCGGGCGGGGCCAGCCCCGACGGCGCUGACUCAGCAACGCGAGGGGGGAGUUUUGUCCCUCCGCGGACCCCGUUUCUCUUGGCUUCAGCUUCCCCGCCACCACUGAGCCGGUUUCCUUUUUCCGGCGCUCCGGGUGCCAGAGUCAGGUCCGGCCACCUAGGCAGCAAGCCUCAGUGCAACCCCGGCCCUCGCCUGAGGACCCCGAAUACUACCGUUACCCCGCCGGGCAUCGUGGGCGCCAUGAACAACGCGGGACUGAAUUCGGAGAAGGUAGCUGCCCUGAUUCAGAAACUGAAUUGCGACUCCCAGUUCGUACUUGCUCAGAAUGUCGGGACUACUCACGACCUUCUGGACAUCUGUCUGAAGAGAGCAACGGUACAGGGUACUCAGCAUGUGUUCCAGCAUGUUGUGCCUCAGGAGGGCAAGCCUGUCACCAACCAGAAGAGCUCAGGGCGAUGCUGGAUCUUUUCUUGUCUGAAUGUUAUGAGACUUCCAUUCAUGAAAAAAUUAAAUAUUGAAGAAUUUGAGUUUAGUCAGUCUUACCUGUUUUUCUGGGACAAGGUUGAACGCUGUUAUUUCUUCUUGAAUGCUUUUGUGGACACAGCCCAGAAAAAGGAGCCUGAGGAUGGGAGGCUGGUGCAGUUUUUGCUUACGAACCCUGCAAAUGAUGGUGGGCAAUGGGAUAUGCUUGUCAAUAUUGUUGAAAAAUAUGGUGUUGUCCCUAAGAAAUGCUUCCCUGAAUCUUAUACAACAGAGGCAACCAGAAGGAUGAAUGAUAUUCUGAAUCACAAGAUGAGAGAAUUCUGUAUACGACUGCGGAAUCUCGUACACAGCGGAGCGACCAAAGGAGAAAUCUCAGCCACACAGGAUAUCAUGAUGGAGGAGAUAUUGCGAGUGGUGUGCAUCUGUUUGGGUAAUCCACCAGAGACAUUCACCUGGGAGUACCGAGACAAAGAUAAAAAUUAUCACAGAAUUGGCCCCAUAACACCCUUGGAGUUUUACAGGGAACAUGUCAAGCCACUCUUCAAUAUGGAAGAUAAGAUUUGUUUAGUGAAUGACCCCAGGCCCCAGCACAAGUACAACAGACUUUACACAGUGGACUACUUAAGCAAUAUGGUUGGAGGGAGAAAAACUCUGUAUAACAACCAACCCAUUGAAUUCUUGAAAAAGAUGGUUGCUGCCUCCAUUAAAGAUGGAGAGGCUGUGUGGUUUGGCUGUGAUGUUGGAAAAUACUUCAAUGGCAAGCUGGGCCUCAGUGACAUGAAUGUCUAUGACCAUGAGUUAGUGUUCGGUGUCUCCUUGAAGAACAUGAAUAAAGCGGAGAGGUUGACUUUUGGUGAGUCACUUAUGACCCACGCCAUGGCCUUCACUGCUGUCUCAGAGAAGGAUGAUCAGGGUUGUGCAUUCGUGAAAUGGAGAGUGGAGAAUUCAUGGGGUGAAGACCAUGGCCACAAAGCAGUUCUCAAGAUGUUGUCUGAGGAUCCCUGCAGAUCCCUGGGACCUUUUUUGGGGGUCUGCAAGGUCUUCCCUUCUCCAACAACAUAUCUGUGCGAGGCUGGAAUUUCUUCAUCUACUUCAGCCGUAACAACAUACUGCAACAGAUUGAACACAGAUGCAGAUACUGGAACUCAGCUGUCUUCUUUGAAGCCAGACGUUGAAAUGUUACCUGUGCAUGACAGAUGAGUGGUUCUCUGAGUAUGUCUACGAAGUGGUGGUGGACAGGAAGCAUGUCCCUGAAGAGGUGCUAGCUGUGUUAGAGCAGGAACCCAUUAUCCUGCCAGCAUGGGACCCCAUGGGGGCUUUGGCUGAGUGAUAUUGCCUCCAGCUCUUUCCUCCUCCCGUGGAACCUGAAGUAGCUGCAAAGGACAGAUCCAGGGACUGAAGCCAAAGUUACGUAGGUGACUGUGUUCCCAUAGGACACAGUUAGACUCUUGGAUUUCCAGUCUCUUCCAGGAGCUUCUUCGGGGAAGUGUGCUUUAUGCUGAAACAAAAUAUUCUUGAAGAAAACAAAAAGGGGAAAGAUCAGGUCAUACUAUCUACUCUCCUCAUCUCCAACAGCUCAGGAUCUCUUAGCAUUUUAAUCAAAUGUAAUUGUUUGUCUUAACUCUGUCAAAAAGGUUUGAUUCAGUAUCUGUUUUAAUAAGACAGGAGAGGAUGAGCAAUUGAGGUAUGUGGGGAGAAAACAGACCUAAUGCUCCUUGUCCUAGAGUAGAGUGGGGGGAGGGUUACCUAAGAUUUGAGCUCUCAAAACUGCAUGCUGCCUGACAGUAUCGCUGUCCUUCCUACAUGGCAGUCACUGAAUUCAAUUCUUUCAAGGUAAUUUCAUGUGCCUCUAAUAGCCCAAGAAUGGGAGGUUGAUCAGGUCUGACAUGAUUCCUUCCUGUUUUUCUGAACAGUGGGAAGCACAGUUCUACUUGAGUCAGGUUUAAGUAGAGGCUUAUUAGACAAACGGGUGAGAGAACAGCUAAAACCUGAUCAUGAUCUCAAUUAUAAUCAUUAGGGGGAGCUCUCGCCAAGUAGUUUAACUUCUGCCUCUGGAAUUGGGGGUUGGGUGGGCAAGGAAAAGGUGAUCCAUUCUUUCUGACAGCUAGAUGGUGCUGAGAUGCUUUUGAAUAAAACACUUUGCUAAAUGAAAA